AUACGUCAUGGUAUUCAACAGUAAAUUAUUUUCGUACCAUAUGAUUUAUAUCAAUUCUGGUUUUUGUUAUUAAAAUUCGACGAAAUUAUGUGUUGUGUGUACGUGUGUGACUAAUUCUAAUUCGACAUUUAAACAAUAAUUCCAAACGUGUACGUUUCCAAAACGCAGUCUAUGCAAUGUGUGUUUUAAUAAUAACAAAUUUAACUUUCACCAUCAUAAAAAGUGUACCUUUAAAAUGAAAUACGCCAAAGUACUUUUCAUCAAUUAAUUAACUAGGCCAAAUUAGUUUUUGUAGACAAUUAAAUUUUUAAUUAAAUUCAAAAUGGGUCUACUCUUUGCCAAGCUGUGGAGCCUAUUUGGAAAUGAAGAACAUAAGAUAGUUAUAGUAGGAUUGGACAAUGCGGGAAAAACUACAAUACUGUAUCAGUUUUUAAUGAACGAGGUUGUGCAUACCAGCCCGACAAUAGGAUCGAACGUUGAGGAAGUCGUAUGGAGAAAUAUUCACUUUAUUAUGUGGGAUUUAGGGGGACAGCAGUCGUUGCGCGCUGCCUGGAGUACUUACUAUACGAACACAGAAUUUGUGAUAGUAGUUAUAGAUUCAACCGACAAAGAACGGCUAAUCACAAUUCGCGAGGAAUUGCAUAAGAUGUUAUCCCACGAGGAGCUAUCGAAAGCGGGAGUCCUUAUUUACGCAAAUAAACAGGACAUCAAAGGUUCAAUGACUGCGACGGAAAUAUCCAGACAACUAGAUUUAACUUCGAUUAAGAAACAACAGUGGCACAUUCAGUCUUGUUGUGCGCUCACCGGCGAAGGAUUAUACCAAGGCUUGGAGUGGAUAGUCAGUAGAUUGAAAAAGAAAUGACAAAUAGGACUUUAAGUAGGCAUCUAAAUUUCAUUUACCACAUGUACAAUUAAAAUCAUUCUAUUCAUGCUUCUUAUGACAUUUUGUCUCUCACAUUGAGAUUUCGAAAGGGAGGUUGUGUCACGCGAACGAUAUUCAAAUCAUUCCUAGUGAAACCAAUUAUGGGCACCCUAUUUUGAGGUUGAUAAAUGCAUUUUUGUGUUACGUACCUAUACUUAAAUUAUUUCGAUCGUUAUACAAAUUAUUUGUGCUGCUGUUAACGGUUUUGUUUAUCGUACAUAAGUGUAUUUGAAUUAAUCUGGUUUACAAAGGC
Photinus pyralis (common eastern firefly) is the source of this 1175-nucleotide messenger RNA. It is a transcript of the gene Arl5, whose product is annotated as ADP-ribosylation factor-like protein 5B. Gene Ontology annotation, cellular component: cytoplasm; trans-Golgi network. The transcript has 4 exons. The coding region runs from base 323 to 862 and encodes 179 amino acids. The record is from RefSeq and is a predicted model, not a curated record. Gene Ontology annotation, molecular function: GTPase activity; GTP binding. Gene Ontology annotation, biological process: vesicle-mediated transport; intracellular protein transport; protein localization to Golgi membrane. NCBI's taxonomy places the organism in Eukaryota, Metazoa, Arthropoda, Insecta, Coleoptera, Lampyridae.